Molecule: messenger RNA, 3562 nt
Organism: Xenopus tropicalis (tropical clawed frog)
Lineage: Eukaryota; Metazoa; Chordata; Amphibia; Anura; Pipidae
Gene: tp73
Product: tumor protein p73
Exons: 14
Coding region: 238-2238 (666 amino acids)
Biological process (GO): regulation of DNA-templated transcription; protein tetramerization; apoptotic process
Cellular component (GO): cytoplasm; nucleus
Molecular function (GO): DNA binding; DNA-binding transcription factor activity; transcription cis-regulatory region binding
Source: RefSeq, a predicted model, not a curated record
GCCACCCAAACACCUCCUAUUCUGCACGUCACUUUCACAGCUAUGUGGCAAAUGCCCAAACAGGUGUCAUCGUCUGCUAAGUGAGGGUUCCGGUGAUGAAGGGGUUAAUAGGAAGGCUUGCGAGUGGAACUUCAGCUGGUAGCCCGGGAUCACUACAAGUGUGAGCUGCUAGCCCAGCCAGCCAGGGCAGGAGCAUCCCUAAUCAGCUCUGUUGGCACAGCCCAGCCAAGCACUUUCAUGCAAGCGACACUGAUCAAGCAGAGGGCAGUGCAGGGGGCCAUCAGCACAGACUGGCAUUUCAGAGUGAUAUACCCUUUGCCUGAAUCCCCUAUUUUAAAGAUGUCCCAGUCUUCUGGAGCAGAUGAAGGGACUACAUUCGAGCACCUCUGGAGUACCCUAGAGCCAGACAGCACCUAUUUUGAGCUUCCGCAAUCAAGCCAUUCAAACAACACUGAAGCAUCAAAUCGAACAGAUGUCAACAUGGAUGUUUAUCAAAUGAGGACCAUGAAUGAAUCUAUCAUGUCCCAGUUCAAUCUGCUGAACAACACCAUGGAUCAGAGUAUCGGCAGCAGAGCGGCCUCCACUAGUCCCUAUAACCCUGACCAUACCUCGAAUGUUCCUACGCAUUCCCCCUACUCCCAGCCCAGCUCCACGUUUGAUGCCAUGUCACCUGCCCCUGUCAUCCCUUCCAAUACAGACUACCCAGGAACGCACAACUUUGAGGUGACAUUCCAGCAAUCCAGUACAGCCAAGUCAGCCACAUGGACGUAUUCUCCUUUGCUGAAAAAGCUGUACUGCCAGAUAGCUAAGACAUGCCCCAUCCAAAUCAAGUUAUCUAAUCCACCACCGCCUGGUUCAGUUAUACGAGCAAUGCCGGUGUUUAAGAAAGCAGAACAUGUGACUGAGGUUGUGAAGCGAUGUCCCAAUCAUGAACUUGGACGAGACUUUAAUGAUGGCCAAGCAGCUCCAGCAAGCCAUCUCAUACGAGUGGAAGGCAAUAACUUAUCUCAGUAUGUGGAUGACCCUGUAACUGGUCGACAAAGCGUUAUGGUGCCGUACGAACCACCGCAGGUUGGGACAGAGUUCACCACAAUACUCUACAACUUCAUGUGCAACAGCAGCUGUGUGGGAGGAAUGAACAGGAGGCCUAUUCUUAUCAUUAUUACUCUGGAAACAAGAGAUGGGCAAGUAUUGGGCAGAAGGUCUUUCGAAGGUCGUAUCUGUGCCUGUCCAGGCAGAGACCGUAAGGCUGAUGAAGAUCACUUCCGGGAGCAAGCGGCAUUAAACGAAACAGCAGCAAAAAAUGGCAAUGCCAACAAACGCACAUUCAAACAGAGUCCCCCAAGUGUUCCAAGUAUGGGUUCUAAUAUUAAGAAAAGGAGGCAUGGUGAAGAUGAGAUAUUUUAUAUACCUGUUCGUGGCCGGGAGAACUUUGAAAUUUUGAUGAAGAUAAAGGAAAGUCUGGAGUUGGUGGAGCUUGUUCCUCAGCAGCUGGUGGAUUCGUAUCGGCAGCAACAACAGCAGCUUCUUCAAAGACAAACCCAUCUGCAGUCCACAUCUUCAUAUGGCCCUGUUCUUUCACCAAUGAAUAAACUUCAUGGAGGGAUCAACAAGCUGCCUUCUGUCAACCAAUUAGUGGGGCAACCCAAUCAGCAUAAUUCUAAUGCAGGGCCAAACAUGGGACCAAUGGGCCCCAGCAUGUUAAACAGUCAUCCGUUGCAGACUAACGGAGAGAUGAAUGGGGCACAUUCAUCCCAGUCUAUGGUAUCAGGAUCACAUUGUACCCCUCCGCCACCCUACAAUGCAGACCCCAGCCUAGUCAGUUUUUUAACAGGAUUGGGGUGUCCCAACUGCAUCGAAUAUUUCACAUCACAAGGGUUACAGAAUAUUUACCACCUGCAGAACCUUACUAUGGAGGAUCUUGGAGCACUGAAAAUACCAGAACAUUACAAAUCAAUGAUCUGGCGAGGCAUUCAAGAGCUUAACAAGAGCCAUGAAUAUGGAGCCCAGCAGCUCGUUCGAUCAAGUAGCAACGCUUCCACCAUUUCUAUUGGCAGCUCUGGCGAGCUCCAGCGCCAGCGUGUUAUGGAGGCAGUACACUUCCGCGUACGUCACACCAUCACUAUUCCCAACCGGGGCGGUGCUGAUGAAUGGGCAGAUUUUGGCUUUGAUUUACCUGACUGCAAAUCACGCAAACAGUCCAUAAAGGAGGAAUAUGAAAACAGUGACAUCAACUAAUAUCAGAAUAUAUAUAUGUAGCUGACCAAGUAAAUACCCUACUGCAUAAAGCCAAAUCAGAAUGGGUUGUGCUGCGUGCAGCUUGUGAGUUCCACAAAACAUAAGUGAUGACUACUUAUUGGGUCAAGAACAGAUACAAGGCGGUUAUAAUCUACGCUUAUCUGUGCUCAGCGGCUUUCAUUAUAGGGUAAUUUAAUAUGGGGAUCAACUUAAUGGAGAAACCAUUGCCAACAUAUGUUUGUAGAGGAGGCAGCCAAGCAACCAAGUGAAGAUUGGAAAUUGUGACUUUGGUUAACUGAGAAUAAUGACAACACGUUCUUCUUUCCCAAAGGCUGUCAGAGAGAGAGAGAGAUGAGAUUUCAUACAGACCUCUGGUUUCACACAGAUAAUCACCGUUCUCCAGUUCCCAGAUGCCGGCCAUAUGCUGAAACACUGCAGUAGGAAGUGGAUCCAUAUCUGUCCCGAUGGAACUGCCAGAAAAGUAUUUUUUUGCAUUGACUGUUAAAACCUUGGACAAUGAUACAAAACAAUCGCCUUUCGCCUAAGAGAAAGGUUCAGGAGUUGUACAGAUACACACCUCAAAGCGUGUUUUUUCUUUUUUUUUUUUAAAGUAGAUCUUUGGUCUCGAUCCUGCUGCGUUUUAGGGGCACAAAAAAAGGAAAUCUGACCAUGACCUACAGAUUUUUUGUGUAUAUAUAGUUUUUCUUGUAUCUUCUUAAUAUAUAUUUAAUUAUUCUGUGUAAGAUAACGCGUGUUGACUCUUUUGGUCAAUGAUAAAACUGGUCAGCAAUAGGGUGUUGAAAUUGUUAAUCUGAUCUACACAAUAAUAUGGCACGCUGACUCGCUGGCGGCUGGUAUUAUAGAAACAUAAACACGCUGAACGUGUACCCAGUUUUUAGUGAAAUUUGUAUAAAAUGAUGCACAUUCAGCGUUGGCAAUGCGUUGGGAAACACUGUUGCUAAAUGUUCAUUCUAUACCGUUCCGUAAUUCAGCGAAACCCCCUCCUAAGUUGUUGAGAUGUGUCGGUGAUAUUGUGUGUAUAGUGUGUAAGUACCUGUAAAUAGAGCACCACAAGCAGGGUGUAAGUAUUUCCAGUGGCAGGUUAGCCCUUUGGAUGCUGUAUGUCAGCAUGGCAACCUUCUCACACAGGGCAGGCACAGUGACGUUCUACACAAGUGAUCAUAUUUCCCUUUGCACAAGUUAUGUAACUGCACCUUCCAGGGAACUGUUGGAUAUCAGUUGCAAAUUCUAUGUACACAUUUUCUUUAGGAAACAAAAACCUGCAUUGAAUGUAGAUAAUCAAUACAAAUUUCAUGGAACUUUU